Messenger RNA from Diuraphis noxia (Russian wheat aphid), 1330 nucleotides. RefSeq lists its product as uncharacterized. The record is from RefSeq and is a predicted model, not a curated record. NCBI's taxonomy places the organism in Eukaryota, Metazoa, Arthropoda, Insecta, Hemiptera, Aphididae.
UCUGAGAUAUACAUACGUACGAUGAAAAUAAUAUUGUAUUCUGCAUGUGCAUUAGCGCUGUGCGCAUACGUCUUGGCUGUAGAACAACCAACUAAAAAUACAAAAACAAACAAAUCCCAAUCAAAGAGAAGCGUUUCCGAAUUGAAUUACGGAUACGCUGGCUCUGAAAUCACAAGCGAUAACUAUGGACAUGGAGACUUCAGUGCUGGACAUGCUGACCUUGAUGGAGAAUCCGCAUACGGUAGUCACCAACAAUCGUCGUACUACCACGUACCAGUCAAGACCAUAACCAAAAAUGUGCCACAACCGUAUCCCGUGGAAGUAGCCAAACCAUACCCUUACCCAGUCAAAGUGGCCGUUCCCGUCGACAAACCGUACACCGUGGAAGUGCCCAAGCCGUACGCCGUGCACGUGGAAAAGCCGUACCCCGUCAAAGUUCCAGUGCCACAUCCUUACCCAGUGGUCAAAGAAGUUCACGUACCCUACAAGGUGCCGGUAGAUCGCCCAUACCCAGUGCACGUUGACAAACCAUACCCCGUGUACGUCGAAAAGCAAGUGCCGUACCCGGUCGAGAAAGCUGUGCACGUUCCAUUCAAAGUACCGGUCGCCCGCCCAUACCCAGUGCACGUGCCCGUUGAGAAGAUCGUACCGUACCCGGUCGAGAAGCCGGUCCACUAUCCGGUUAAGGUUCCCGUCGAACRCCCGUACCCCGUACCAGUGGUGAAGAGUAUCCCGUAUCCGGUCGAGAAACCAGUUCCGUAUCCAGUGGUCAAGGAAAUCCCAUAUCCAGUUAAAGUUCCGGUGAAAUACGAAGUAAAAGUACCAUACCCAGUCAANACUUACCAGCCCGAACACCACUACGAACACCAGGAACACCAUGAAGAACACGACUAUCAUCACGGAAGCAGUGGAUAUUAAUUAUACUUACGUCUCAUUCUAGUCACACUCGAGCCCAAAGUUACCGGUUUGCGUCUGUUAUGUGUAUAAGUAUGGUAACUUCCUAUAUUACACUUAUACAAUGUUAUUAUGUAAAGAUUUGUAUUUAUGUUUAGUUUACAUUAUUUUGUGAUCGGAGCAUAAUAUGAGAAUAAUUUUUAGAAUAUGUUCUUCUUUAAAAGUGAAAAGAUCUCGAAAGUUGUGCCGUCACAAUAUUAUCAUACCAAACCAGGUAUUUAAUAUACUUGGAUGCCAAUUGCAAAAUAUGUUUUAAUAUGGAAAAUAUAAUAAUAUUUGUGUUUGAAUUUUUUUUGUUAAUUAUGUACUAUAUUUUUACAAUAAAUACAUUAUCUUUAUAUGUGAACAAAAACAUAUAGUACGAUAAUAUAUUAUA